UCGUGCCAGUGUUUAGUUUACUUGCUUAGGAUAGCUGUAUUUUGUGACAGCAGUUCAGAAUAUAAUCUUAUUGUUUUGUUUGAGUACAUUGUGUUUUUCUUCUCGCAGAAAGUCGGUUUAUGCAUUGCUGAAUCCACAAAGUCAACAAAUAUUUCCUCUUUCGGGGAUAACAGUCCAGUCAACCAGCUAGGUAGCGUCAAGUCACCAUGACAAAAGAGGACGACAAAGUGAUCCCAGUCAGAGUUGCGCUUCGGUGUCGGCCACUGAUUCCCAAGGAAGUUAGCGAGGGAUGUCAGCGCUGCCUCACAUUUGUGCCCGGGGAGCCUCAGGUGGUGGUUGGCAACGAUAAAGCGUUCACUUAUGACUAUGUAUUUGAUCCAACGACGGAACAAGAGGAGGUGUUUAACACUGCUGUUUCGCCUUUAAUGGGUGGACUCUUCAAAGGUUAUAAUGCCACUGUGCUAGCCUACGGCCAGACAGGCUCAGGGAAGACUUUCUCUAUGGGUGGCACGUAUACAUCAGACCAAGAGAAUGAGCCUACUGUUGGGGUUAUCCCUCGAGUUGUCAGGAAGAUAUAUCAGGAGAAAGCUAAGAGGACAGACACUGAAUUCUUCAUUUCUGUCUCUUAUCUUGAGAUUUACAAUGAAGAGAUAUUGGACCUGUUGUGUAUCUCAAAGGAAAAACCAGUUAUUAGUAUCAGGGAAGACCCAAAGGAUGGCAUCAAAAUUGUAGGCCUAAUGGAGAAGGACGUGUCCAAUGCCAUGGAGAUGGUGGGCUGUCUGGAGCUGGGCAACUGCGCGCGCACUGUGGCCUCCACGGCCAUGAACGCUGCCUCGUCGCGCUCGCACGCCAUCUUCACCGUCAUCCUGGAGCAGCGGCGUGGGGCUGACAAGAGUGACACGGUGAUCUCCAAACUGCACCUGGUAGACCUUGCCGGGUCUGAGAGGCAGAAGAAAACCAAGGCAGAGGGCGAUCGACUCAAGGAGGGCAUCAGCAUCAACAAAGGCCUGCUGUCUUUGGGCAAUGUAAUCAGUGCCCUCGGUGAUGAGAGCAAGAAGGGCACCUUUGUGCCUUACAGAGACUCCAAGCUGACACGUCUACUUCAGGACUCCCUGGGUGGGAACAGCCACACACUAAUGAUCGCGUGCGUUAGUCCUGCCGACUCCAACAUCGAGGAGACGAUCAACACACUGCGCUAUGCGGACCGCGCCCGUAAGAUCAAGAACAAGCCCAUCCUCAAUGUGGACCCGCGUGCCGCUGAACUGAAGCGGCUCAAACAGCAGGUGCAAGAGCUUCAGGUGAUGCUGCUGCAUGCUCGGGGAGGAGUCGCUCCUGUCCUCUCAGGGUCUGAGCCGGCCGAGAACGUGGCCAAGAUCUUGGAGCACAACCGCAGUCUGAAGGAGGAGAACAGCAAGCUGAGCCGUGAGCUCAGCGAGGCUGUGGGCCAGACUGCCCUCAUGUGUGAGAGGGUCAUCGUGACAGAACAAGCCAACGAGAAACUGCAGAGCAAGCUGGAGGAGCUGAAGCAGCACUCUGCGUGCAAAGUGGACCUUCAGAAGGUGGUGGAGACCCUGGAAGACCAGGAGCUGAAGGAGAACGUGGAGGUCAUCCGGACUCUCCAGCACCUCAUCCUGGAGCUGCAAAGCGAGAGCGCAGGGAUCGCAGCCACCAUAGACGCCAUGACCUCGGGUAAUUCCCUGACCGCGGAGGCAGAGACGGAAGGCACCACCACAGGCUCAGAGACCGGCAGCCCAGCCAGCGGCUCACCUAUGGCCAACGGCAGUGACGCACAAACCAAAGACUCCCCUGAGGCCUUCACUACCCAGCAUGCUCUCCGGCAGGCUCAACUGUCCAAGGAGCUGAUUGAACUCAAUAAGGUCCUUGCAUUGAAGGAAGCCUUUGUCAAGAAAAUGUGCCAGAAUGACAGUCACUUGGAGCCCAUACAAACAGAACAUCAGGAGAACAUCAGGAGCCUGCAGGCUGAGGUGGGGACCCUACAGAAGGAGAAGGAGGAUCUGAUUCUGACCCUGCACACGGCUAAGAAAGACGUCAAUCAGGCAAAGCUAAGUGAACAGCGCAGGAAGCGGCUCCAGGAGCUGGAGGGUCAGAUGUCCGAGCUGAAAAAGAAGCUUCAGGAACAGUCCAAACUGCUCAAGCUCAAAGAGUCAUCGGUGCGCAGCGUAGCCAAGCUCAACCAGGAGAUCCAGGCUAUGAAGGCCCAGCGGGUGCAGCUGAUGAGACAGAUGAAGGAGGACUCUGAGAAGUUCCGCCUCUGGAAGCAGAAGAAGGAUAAAGAAGUUUUGCAGCUCAAAGAGAAGGAUCGUAAACGGCAGUAUGAGAUGCUGAAGCUUGAAAGAGAUUUCCAGAAACAGGCCAACGUGCUGCGCCGCAAGACAGAGGAGGCUGCUGCGGCCAACAAGCGCUUGAAGGACGCCCUUCAGAAGAGGAGCGAGGUGGCCGAGAAGCGGAAGGACGUGCAGCACAGAGGCAUGGAGGGGGUGGCCAGCCGGGUCAAGGCGUGGCUGCUGAAUGAGGUGGAAGUGCUGGUGAGCACGGAGGAGGCCCGCCGGCACCUGCAGGACCUGCUGGAGGACAGGAAGAUCCUGGCUGAGGAGAUCUCACAGCUCCGGCAGCAGAUGGAGUCCGGGGAGAGACCUGCAGCUAAAGUCCGGCGUCGCACUCUGACCAUCUCUGAGCUGGAGGGCAAGGCUGACUUGGAGGCCUCCAUCAGCAAACAGGUGGAGAACUUGGAGACUGAGAUGGACCUCAGGAGUGCUCAAAUAGCUGACCUGCAGCAGAAGGUUCUGGAUGCUGACAAUGAGGGACGUGUGAAACAGCGCUGGGACUCCAUCACCACACUUGUGGAGGCCAAGAGUGCCUUGAAAAUCCUCAUGACUGAGGUCAUAACUUCCAAGACGGCAAAUGCCAAGCUGGAGAGUGAGCUGAAGCAAGAGCGCGCCAACCACAUGGACCUGCAGAAGGUGCUGUGUGACGAGCGGAAGCUCAUGUCCACCAUGGACAUGGAGCACCAGAGCCACCUGGUGGAGCUGGAACAGAGGCACCAGGAGAAGGUGCUCUAUCUCCUCAGCCAGCUCCAGAGCAAGCCUGCGGGAGAGGAGCAGGACCAGGACAAGAAUGAGCUGUCCAAGAGGGAGCGGGAGCUGCGGCAGCGCCUGAAGUUCCAGGAGGAAGAGAUUAAGAAGAUGCAAGAGCUUGCUGAGCAAAACCAGAAACUCUCAGAAGAAAAUGAACAGUACAAACAGAAAUUACUUCUGGCUCAGCUGACCAUCUCAAAGAAAGCAAAUUCGGCUCCCGCUGUUUCCCGAGACACAUCGUUUGAAUAUGUCCCUCCGAAGCCCAAAGCCAAAAGAUUCUCCACAGCACGAGUCCCUCUGCAGGACCCCACCAUUGACCUGGAUGAACUGGUAUCCUCAUCGGAGUCCGAGAAGGAGGAGGACGAGUGGCGUCCAGACAAGAAUAGGAAAAGCCGUCGAGGCUCCAAGAAAUCCAAACUGACUGGGUGUGCAUGUAAGGGGCGCUGCAUCAAUAAACUGUGCAGCUGUCGGAAGGGGAAGAUGACCUGCGGAGAGAACUGUCUUUGUGACCAUGAUAAGUGUCGCAAUAUGGAGAGCCCUGGCAGUGUGCUUCAGGAUGUCACUGAAGUAAAUGUAUCUGGAGAUUCGGUUCCUAUUCCUGAAGACCCCACUGCUGUAAGCCCUCGAGAUGCCACCUUCUUCAGGCCACCUUGUGUUCCACCAACUAAAAAGGAGAUUGGCGAUAUGAGCCACCUGUCAUCAGUUUUGAAGCUCGAGAAGAAACCAGUCCCGGCUGACACUGAUAGCGACAGUGAGGAGUGUGAAGAGCCAAGCAUGCCCAGUUUCCUGAGGAAGAACAAACGAGGACUCAAUAAUUUCAAGAACAGCUUCUUCUCCGGCUGUACUCCUGUCCGUGAGGAGUCCUGAGGCUAAGGCAGGUACAUCUGCCUGAUGGCUGCGUUCUUUUAACUUUUUAUGCGUUUGUUUUGUCUUUUUUUAUGUGUAUUUUUCUUUGUACAACUUCUGUCAAAUAAAGUGUCAAAGUCUUAUUUCAGCAUAGCUCCUUUAGGUUUUGGGUAUAUGAAAUCUCUGUCAGUAUCGUUCUGAAGCAUAAUGCUUUCUAAUGCACUGCCACUGCUUUGAUUAAUUAGAAUGAUCCGAGGCGUUUAACUGUGUGGAAGUAGAAAGAAUUCUGUGAAUUCUUUAUUAUGAAUUUUAGACCUAAAAGUAGGUCGGUAGAAGAUCCUUGAAUACCCUGUAAUUGCAUUUAGGGAUGUAUCCUCUUUGUCUCUCAAAAUAAAUAAAUAAAUUUUAAACUAUGAACAGUGUGCCAACUUGA
Molecule: messenger RNA, 4374 nt
Organism: Electrophorus electricus (electric eel)
Lineage: Eukaryota; Metazoa; Chordata; Actinopteri; Gymnotiformes; Gymnotidae
Gene: kif4
Product: kinesin family member 4
Biological process (GO): microtubule-based movement; spindle elongation; mitotic spindle organization
Cellular component (GO): microtubule associated complex
Molecular function (GO): microtubule binding; microtubule motor activity; ATP binding
Source: RefSeq, a predicted model, not a curated record